This is a messenger RNA of Pieris rapae (cabbage white), 1567 nucleotides long. RefSeq names its product lipase 1-like. Gene Ontology annotation, molecular function: hydrolase activity, acting on ester bonds. The record is from RefSeq and is a predicted model, not a curated record. Gene Ontology annotation, biological process: lipid metabolic process. The transcript has a single exon. NCBI's taxonomy places the organism in Eukaryota, Metazoa, Arthropoda, Insecta, Lepidoptera, Pieridae. Bases 239 to 1411 code for a protein of 390 amino acids.
AAUUACAAUUUAAUUACGCGUGAGUUAUAUGAAUAAACUCUUAAGAAAUAAACCUUGUAAACAUUUAAAAUAUUUUGUGUAACAAAUUAUUCAACAUGGAAGGCCAAGCAAAAUCCUCAUCCAAGGUUUGCUGAGUUAACUCGUGUAGUGUAAUCAAACCAGUUGUAACUUAUUAAUUAUAGUUUAAGGUAGCUGUGUCAUUGUAUCAAUUCCUUACCGAGUGAUCAUACAAUUUAAAAUGAUUCUUAUCAUAUGUUUACUUAAAAUAUUGGUGAUACAAUUAGUGUGGAGAAGUGAUGUAACUGCAGCAAGAUCUACCAGAGCAAAUUACUCGGCGCUCGCCAGAGGAUUGGGUUUUGAUACCGAAGAAUACGAUAUAGUGACAAAUGACGGAUAUAUAUUGACGUUAUUUCGGAUUCCUGGUGAAAAGAAGCCUGUUUUAUUAGUGCAUGGAUUGUUCGAUUCAGCUGAUACAUUUAUUAUCCGAGGAAACGGGUCCCUUGUUGCUGCUCUUGCGCAUGAGGGUUACGAUGUCUGGUCUGCCAAUGUCAGAGGCGGAAGAUAUUCCAGAAGACAUAUCAAAUUAAAUCCGGACACAGAUAGCCAUUAUUGGAACUUUAGUUUCCAUGAAAUAGGCUACUAUGAUCUUCCGGCAAUGAUUGAUUUUAUCUUAGGCAGAACUGGAGAGACCAGCCUUAGUGCUAUUGGACACUCUCAAGGCAACAGCGUAUUUUAUGUUCUUGGCUCUACCAAACCUGAGUAUAAUAAAAAAGUGAGCGUAAUGAUUGCAUUAUCGCCAGUAUGUUACUUCAAUUAUUCAAUGCCUCCUGCGUCCAUGUUAUUAGAAUCCGUACCUUAUCUAUCUAAUAUUUUAUUGGAGUCUGGUAUAGAAGAGGUUUUUGGUGAUAACACAAUACUGAGAGUCUUAAUGGAUGAAAUCUGUGGUUGUAAAAAGUGUUACAAUUUAUGCGCUCGUGGAGUAUUCUUUCCGCUCGCCGGUAAUGAUGCCGAAGAGUUGGAAGUAGAAUUUUUUCCCACAGUCAUAGAACACUAUCCCACUGGCACAUCGAGAAAAAAUAUUAUUCACCUUGCGCAGGGAUAUUUAAAUGACUUCAGUUUUUACGAUUAUGGAUCUAAGAACAUAGAAAUCUACCAACAAACGUCCCCUCCACUUUAUGACUUGGAAAAAGUUAGUAUGAAAAUUGUACUUCUUGCUGGGAGAAAUGAUGCACUGGCGUCAGUUAAAGAUGUUGAACUAUUGCGGGAUCGUCUUUCAAAUGUUGAAUACUACUUGUUAAAUAACAGGAGGCUAAAUCAUUUAGAUUUCAUAUGGGGUCGAAAUAUGAAUAAAUACCUGUUUCCUUAUAUUUUCGAUGCACUAACUAAAAACAAUAAGCAAAGUAUUAUGUGAGUUUGAGUGAAAUUUGAUUGAGAUAAAGAAGACAUGGUGACUAAAGAACUUGAUCUAAGUUUAAAAAAAAUAUACGUUCUACUACUUUUGUAUUAUUUGCACGGGGAUGAUGAUUUAUUUAUUUAGAAAACGGCAUAGGUACCUACAUAUUUCUAC